Molecule: messenger RNA, 2165 nt
Organism: Aphanomyces invadans
Lineage: Eukaryota; Oomycota; Saprolegniomycetes; Saprolegniales; Verrucalvaceae
Product: TKL protein kinase
Exons: 9
Coding region: 90-2138 (682 amino acids)
Biological process (GO): protein phosphorylation
Molecular function (GO): ATP binding; protein kinase activity
Source: RefSeq, a predicted model, not a curated record
CCGCAGACGACCACGUCUGCAGUGCUGCAAACGGCAAGUGGGCGAGCACACAGCGCCCAGCGACCUUAAGCGCGUGUCGGUCGGUGAAGAUGGUGCUACUACGGCAUGGCCGCAUUCCCCUUGUUGUGGCUACCCUCGUGCUCCCGCUCCUGGCUUCGGCCAACCCCUUCCCGCACUUGUACCAUCCGUGUCCGUCACAGGCAGUCUGUCCCAACGCUGCCUGCGUCGUCAAUUCCGCGGCGGACGACACACCGCAAUGCGUGGAGCCAGGCAGCAUCGACUUGAACCCCAUCGGGGUUUCGUUCAAUCUGGGACGGAUCGCUGUACGCGGCGUCACGAUCACAAACUCCACGAUCAAUGCCACCCACUUCUUUUCGACACCAAGUCGCCGGAGCAACAUGUCCCUGGAGUACGUAAACGUGGCAGGCGUCCCAAAAUUGAACACCAUCAUCGUGCGGUUUGUGGACGUCAGCCACACGAACGUCGAAACGUGGGUUGCGCCGUCCGUCGAGAACUUGCUGCUCUUUAACUGCAGUUUGGUCAGCUUUCCAAACCUGACCAACUGGCCCAAGCUCAACUAUCUAGACUUGUCCAACAACACCGAGCAAUUUCGAAACAAGCUCGAGUUGGACCAGGGAGGUGAAAUCGCCGCUCGGUUUCCCUUUUUGCUGCAACUCGGUGGCAUUGGCCUGAGCGCGAUGGCGCUGCGCACGAUCCCGAAAUUCAUCUUCAAGCUGCCCAAGUUGACGCGCAUCUUUCUCCGCCAAAACCGGUUCAACGUGAUCUCGCUGACCCUGCCCGAGUACCAAUUUCUCACAAAGCCGGGCAUGGACCUGCACAUCCACACGUUUCAUAACACGCCUGGCCGCGACAACGGCGAGUGGUCGGGCGAGUCGCUGCCCAGAUGCCCCGACGCCCACACGAUCACGAUCUUGUACAAUAGCACCAAGGGCAACAACUGGUUCGUGUGUCUCCAAGACACAGACUCGGCGACGCAGGUCGCCUCUAUUGUGCUGGCGUGGAUCAUCCUCUCUGGGAUGGGCGCGGCGGUGCUCUACCUCGUCGCGAUGAAGCUCAUCAACCGCCACCGCCGCCGACUCCGAAGCCAGUAUUUGGACUCGGACCCUGUUCUCGCCACCGCGCCGCGGUUCCACGUGCCCAUCUUGCGCUUCCGCGACUUCUUUCCGGCUUUCUCGACCCAACACGCGAUGAUGACGAUUCCGCAGAGCAACCGCCCGAUCGAGUCACACGUCGCCACGACCACCGACGAAUCGUCGACGAGUCAGUUGGAAGGAUGGCUGCGCCAGUGCAACCCGUCGCUGCACCAGCAUGCGAUUGACUCCACCGCGAUCGAGCUCAAGACGCGCGUGUACCACUCGAAACACGACACAAUCUGGACCGACUCUGUCUCCGCCGCCGAUGUCACAGAAAUCUGGAAGGGCUCGUACGGCACACAGCCAGUGCUGAUCAAGCGCGUGUCAGGAUCGGAGUUGGCUCUGCGAGUCUUUGCGCGGCAAGUCGAGCGCCUUGUCCGGUUCCAGCACCCGCGGAUCACAGCGCUGGUUGGAGUAACGUGGCAGGUCCAAAGCCUCGCGCUCGUGUGUGCCGACGAUGAGUUGGUGGUCGACCUCAAGCAAUGCAUUCCCCACAUUCCGACCGCCGAAGUCCAAGGGCAAGUAGCAUCGCACAUCGCUGCAGGGCUGCGGUAUCUUCACAGCAUGCCCCAAGUCCAUGGCAACUUGAGUUCGUCGUCGGUCGUGGUCGAUGCCGCGUUCAGUGGGUAUUUGAACCGGUUGGACCUCGUCCCGUGCGACGUGUCCAAGCUCGGGAUGGCCCACCAAACGCUGUACAUCGCACCAGAAGUGCUCAGCGGCGGCCCCCACACUGUCGCGGCCGACGUGUACUCGUUUGGGAUCUUGCUCGCCGAACUUGACACGGGUGAAAGCGUGUACCACUUUUUGAAUCGCACGGCGCGGUGCAUCCCCGGCCGCCACGACAUGACAGUGACCCAGCUGCUCCCGCUGAGGCAAGUGCUCACAUUCAAUCGCGGCCCGCUGCAGCCUGCGAUCGUGAUGUGCCUGCAAGACGACCCGCGCAGCCGGCCACCCGUCAGUUAUUUAAUGAACCUCUCGUCUUAACACGAAAGAGUACACGCUUGAAAGAGA